AAGUGGUGUCAACCCGGCGGCUUUCCCGGGAGUUCAGCGUUCGCUGCAGGUGAAGUAGUUUUCCUGGACCGGUGCUGGCUCCGGUCCCGACCAGUGCUAGUGCAAAGGCCCGGGGAUCUGGGAACUCGAACUCGUGCGGGCCCAGGGCGACAGGAGAGGAGCUGGAGGUGACGCUGCUGGGUGUCCGGAGUCCCGAGGGUGCUUGCUCUCCCAGUUGCUCACCCCCAGCUCUGGUUCUUGGACGUUUGUUUCUGCGCUCCUCCCACAACUCCCCAGGUCCUGCGUUUGAAGGAAGACCCCUCACAGAAAACAUUCUCCUCGCCGGCUACCGUUCACGCCCAGCGACUUUUGAGUUGGCCACAGGCCUGGGGUUUUUCGUCUUAACUUGCUGACCCAGAGGUGCUGGUCAUUAUGGGAAAUCAACUUGCUGGCAUUGCUCCUUCCCAGAUUCUCUCUGUAGAGAGUUAUUUCUCAGAUAUCCAUGACUUCGAAUAUGAUAAGAGCUUGGGAAGUACUCGGUUUUUUAAAGUUGCUCGAGCAAAGCACCGGGAAGGCCUGGUAGUUGUGAAGGUCUUUGCAAUACAAGAUCCCACGUUGCCGUUAACUAGUUACAAACAAGAGCUGGAGGAACUGAAAAUCAGGCUUCAUUCCGCACAGAACUGCUUACCUUUCCAGAAAGCAGCAGAGAAAGCGUCCGAGAAAGCAGCCAUGCUGUUUAGGCAGUAUGUGAGAGACAACCUCUACGAUCGCAUCAGUACCCGUCCAUUCUUAAACAACAUAGAGAAGCGCUGGAUCGCGUUCCAGAUCCUGACGGCUGUGGACCAGGCACACAAAUCUGGAGUCCGACAUGGCGACAUCAAGACAGAGAAUGUGAUGGUCACCAGUUGGAACUGGGUUCUUCUCACUGAUUUUGCCAGCUUUAAGCCCACUUAUCUUCCAGAGGACAAUCCAGCGGAUUUCAACUAUUUCUUUGAUACAUCACGCAGGAGGACUUGCUAUAUUGCUCCUGAACGUUUCGUUGACGGUGGUAUGUUUGCCACCGAGCUAGAAUAUAUGAGAGAUCCCUCAACUCCCCUUGUAGACCUAAAUAGCAAUCAGCGAACACGGGGAGAAUUGAAGAGAGCCAUGGACAUCUUUUCAGCAGGUUGUGUGAUAGCUGAGCUUUUCACGGAAGGGGUCCCACUGUUUGAUCUCUCUCAACUCUUGGCCUAUAGAAAUGGACAUUUUUUCCCUGAACAAGUGCUAAAUAAAAUUGAAGACCGCAGUAUCAGAGAAUUGGUAACUCAGAUGAUCCACCGUGAGCCGGAAAAGCGUUUGGAGGCGGAGGAUUACCUGAAGCAGCAGCGUGGCAAUGCUGUCCCUGAGAUAUUUUAUACUUUCCUUCAGCCUUACAUGGCUCAGUUCGCCAAGGAAACCUUCCUCUCUGCAGAUGAGCGGAUUUUGGUUAUACGGAAAGAUUUGGGUAACAUUAUUCACAAUCUCUGUGGACAUGAUUUACCUGAGAAAGCAGAAGGGGAACCCAAGGAAAGUGGGCUGGUUGUCUUGGUGUCCGUCAUAACGUCCUGCCUGCAGACCCUGAAGUCCUGUGACUCCAAACUGGCUGCCUUGGAGCUCAUUCUGCACUUGGCCCCAAGGCUGAGUGUGGAGAUCCUUCUGGAUCGAAUUACUCCAUACUUGUUGCAUUUCAGCAAUGACUCUGUUCCCCGAGUGAGGGCCGAAGCCCUGAGGACGCUCACCAAAGUUCUUGCCCUUGUCAAAGAGGUUCCCCGGAAUGAUGUCAAUAUCUAUCCGGAGUACAUUCUCCCAGGCAUAGCCCACCUGGCCCAAGAUGAUGCUACUAUCGUCAGACUGGCCUAUGCUGAGAACAUCGCUCUAUUGGCUGAAACAGCUCUGCGGUUCCUGGAACUAGUGCAGCUAAAAACUCUCAACAUGGAGAACGACCCGGAUAGUGAAGAGGUAGAUGAAGCCACACAGCCAAAUGGAGACUACGACACAGAGCUCCAAGCCUUACAUGAAAUGGUCCAGCAGAAGGUUGUUACUUUGUUAAGUGACCCUGAGAACAUUGUGAAACAAACCCUAAUGGAGAAUGGAAUCACACGUUUGUGCGUCUUCUUUGGGCGCCAGAAAGCCAACGAUGUUUUGUUGUCCCACAUGAUCACUUUCCUGAAUGAUAAGAAUGAUUGGCACCUGCGUGGAGCUUUCUUUGACAGCAUAGUUGGUGUUGCUGCCUAUGUUGGCUGGCAGAGCUCCUCCAUCCUCAAACCCCUGCUCCAGCAAGGCCUCAGUGAUGCUGAGGAGUUUGUCAUUGUGAAAGCUCUCAAUGCCCUGACCUGCAUGUGCCAGCUAGGGCUGCUGCAGAAACCCCAUGUCUAUGAGUUCGCCAGUGAUAUUGCUCCCUUCCUGUGUCACCCUAAUCUGUGGAUACGUUAUGGCGCAGUGGGAUUUAUCACAGUGGUAGCUCAUCAAAUAAGUACUGCCGAUGUCUACUGCAAGCUGAUGCCUUAUCUAGACCCAUAUAUUACCCAACCAGUAAUCCAGAUUGAAAGGAAGCUUGUCCUGCUCAGUGUUCUAAAAGAGCCGGUGUGCCGCUCUAUAUUUGAUUAUGCCCUGAGGUCCAAAGACAUCACUAGCUUGUUCAGACAUCUUCACAUGCGGCAGAAGAAGCGAAAUGGCUCUCUUCUUGACUGCCCUCCACCUGAGGACCCUGCCAUAGCACAGCUUCUGAAGAAACUGCUCUCACAGGGAAUGACCGAAGAAGAGGAAGAUAAACUUUUGGCACUGAAGGACUUCAUGAUGAAAUCAAACAGAGCGAAAGCCAAUGCAGUAGACCAGAGCCAUCUCCAUGACAGCAGCCAGAAAGGUGUCAUCGACUUGGCAGCCUUAGGCAUCACUGGGAGACAAGUUGAUCUUGUUAAAACCAAACAAGAACCAGAUGAAAAGCGGGCCAGAAAACAUGUAAAACAAGACUCCAAUGUGAAUGAAGAAUGGAAAAGCAUGUUUGGGUCACUGGAACCACCGAAUAUAUCACAGGCCCUGCCUAAAACCAGUGACCACGAGGUGGGUCAGACUGGGAAGCCACCUCGCUCUGAGUCCUCUGCUGCUAUUUGUGUCCCUUUGUCAACUUCUCCACAGAUUUCGGAAGUAGCACACAUCCCCAGUAGGAAGCCAGCGAUUCAGGUUUUAAGCAGCACAGUCCUGCCGUCCACUUACCAGAUCCGGAUCACCACGUGCAAGACUGAACUUCAGCAGCUCAUACAGCAGAAGCGUGAGCAGUGCAAUGCAGAGCGCAUAGCCAAGCAGAUGAUGGAGAACGCUGAGUGGGAGAGCAAGCCACCUCCUCCAGGGUGGCGUCCUAAAGGUCUGCUAGUUGCACAUCUUCAUGAGCACAAAUCUGCUGUCAACCGAAUUAGGGUCUCUGAUGAGCACUUACUUUUUGCAACAUGUUCAAAUGAUGGCACUGUGAAAAUCUGGAACAGUCAGAAGAUGGAGGGGAAGACCACCACGACAAGGUCUAUUCUCACAUACAGCCGAAUUGGAGGGCGAGUCAAGACACUGACAUUUUGCCAGGGCUCCCACUACUUGGCCAUAGCCUCUGAUAAUGGUGCUGUCCAGCUUCUUGGAAUUGAGACUUCUAAGUUACCCAAGUCUCCUAAAAUCCAUCCUCUACAAAGCAGGCACGAGCAGCGGUACCAUGGCGUGUUGGGACAUGAGGUUCCAGUUGCCGAUCUCCAGUCACUGUCACCCCUCCAGAGCUCGCAUCCGGCGCCUCUCCAUGCACCCCUUGUACCAGUCCUGGGUAAUUGCAGCUGUUCAGGGCAAUAAUGAAGUCUCCAUGUGGGACAUGGAGACAGGUGACAGAAGAUUGACUCUCUGGGCCAGCAGUGCACCACCACUUUCCGAAUUACAGCCUUCGCCUCACAGUGUCCAUGGCAUCUACUGCAGUCCUGCAGAUGGAAAUCCUAUCCUGUUAACAGCUGGCUCAGACAUGAAAAUAAGGUUCUGGGACUUGGUUUCCCCAGAGCGGUCCUAUGUUGUAGCGGGUAGCACUAAUUCUCCAUCUGUGUCCUACUACAAGAAGAUAAUAGAAGGCACUGAAGUCGUCCAGGAAAUUCAGAAUAAGCAGAAGGUAGGACCAAGUGAUGACACUCCUCGAAGGGGCCCAGAGUCUCUUCCUGUGGGACAUCAUGACAUCAUCACAGAUAUUGCCACCUUCCAGACAACUCAGGGCUUCAUCGUGACUGCUUCUAGAGACGGGAUUGUGAAGGUGUGGAAAUAAAUCGUGUUAACUUGUAUAAAAUGUACCAUAAUUCAAGAGAAGAACAAAAGGAUUUCUAGAGAACAAACAUGGUUUUUGAAGUGUCUGUAUAAUGGGUAAACAAAUCCCAGUCACAGUGGUUAAGGAUGACAUGGAGAGUUUAUUCAUGUGCAUUUCCAAAGUUGGCCGGACAGCACAAUCUGGGAGUUCUCGCUGAACACGGAACAGGUGAGAAAUGUAAAAAGUGAAGAUGAAUAUGAUGUCAGUUUAUUUUAUAUGGAAAAUGUAAGCUAUUAUGUAAACAUACUUUUGUUAUUAUAACUGCAAGUAAAUCUAUUCAAGCAUCUUGA
This is a messenger RNA of Cricetulus griseus (Chinese hamster), 4605 nucleotides long. The record is from RefSeq and is a predicted model, not a curated record. NCBI's taxonomy places the organism in Eukaryota, Metazoa, Chordata, Mammalia, Rodentia, Cricetidae.